Messenger RNA from Nerophis lumbriciformis (worm pipefish), 600 nucleotides. The record is from RefSeq and is a predicted model, not a curated record. Lineage: Eukaryota; Metazoa; Chordata; Actinopteri; Syngnathiformes; Syngnathidae.
AUGGAAGACGACUUGGACGAACUGCUAGACGAAGUGGAAAAGAAGUUUUGUCGCAACAUAUCAGUCUCGUAUGACAAAGCGGCAAGCCCCAAUAAGGAGAUAAAAAGCGGAAAAGACAGCGACGGCCGACGAAAUGUCGGAUGUGGGCAGAAGACAAAAAGCAUCACUGAAGAUAUUGACGCUCUUUUGGAGGAAUUCAAGGAGGAAGAACAAAAAAAUAUACCUCCAACUAAGCUUUCCAUAGGUGACCAAAUUCAUUGUCAACAUGGAGGGAGAAAGUGCUGUCCUGUUUACCUGGGAGGCAGCGCCUUGGCAAAAGGAAUAGGAACGGCGACAUCCAAAAGGUCAUGUGACCAGCUAAGAUGCACUUCCUGCGACUUCCGAAUUGUGAUGUUUGACGAUCGCGAGUGGGAUUCAUCGUGCGAUUACCUUUUUCUCAGGAACAACAUGCCCGACCACAAGAAGCUGGCAGCCAAGCUGAGGAAGAAGAACGGCGUCCGGGCAUACGCUUGCCAAUGCAGUUGGUUCACCGUAUCGGACGCCAUCGACGUGUCCGUGCAGCCGCACCUCAAAUGGGCGUGUGCAAGACACCUGGACUGA